GGCGGAGGAGGGGCAGUGGAGUGCAGGGAGCGCUCUGCAAGGCGCAGGGUCUAAAACAGCAACAUCCCUGCAGGGAAGGGCCAGCUAAAAAUAGCAGCUGCUACUGCUGCCUUUCAAGCUGCGAGCAAAGACAUUUCCAACCAUCCAAUCCACGACUGAAACUUUCAGUUUGUUUUUUCUUUUCAUUUUCUUCCCCCCCUCUGUUUUUUUUUGUACAUUUUUUUGGUGGGAAUCUGGGUGAGGUGACUAUGUGUGAAGAAGACAACCCCAGCCAACCAGCAAAAACACAAUGGUAUGAUCGCAAGAACUAUGUGUUUGUUGAGUUCUGCGUGGAAGAUAGUACGGAGGUUGAUGUUGUAAUUGAAAAAUUCAGACUGAUCUUUAGUUGCAAAACGGCAGAUAAUACCAAACUCUACAAUAACAUUGAGCUGUACACCAGAGUGGAGCCAAACGAUUCGAGGCACAAACGCUCAGACAGGUCCAUUACUCUCUUCAUGAGGAAAGUCGAAGGUAAAAAAGAUUGGCCAAGGUUGACAAAAGAAAAAAACAAGCACGCCUGGUUAGUUGUGGACUUUGAUAAUUGGCGAGAUUGGCACGAUGAUGAUGAACAGAUGAUCUUCAUGGAGCAAUAUGCAAAUAUGAUGAAAGAAAUAAAAGGCACUGUGGAGCCUCCUACAAUGGAUGAUCUUGACGAUUAACCUCUGGAUGGUGUUGAAGGUUGAUGGUCGGAAUGAUGCCAGCAGCACAAAACGGAAAGAAACUGGAAAACCUGUCAGGGAAACCAAUUUUGCAUUGAAUUUUUAAAAAUCUUUUAGAAAAUGCCUUUGCACCAUAGCAGCUGCUGCAGAUUGGCGGAUUGUCUAUGUUUACUUUAAUUAAAUCACAGGUUGUAUUUAAGCUAUGAAAGUAGAUGGUAAUCUCCAGAGUGUUCUGUAUGUGCCUUAACAUUGCCUCGGAUGGUGACCAAUUAUGCAGUACACUGCCUAAUAAAGGAACAGAUGAAAACUUGGUCAAAAACAACUGCCUCGAAAACAAAAUGUUGUGGAAACACUACUAAUUUCUGAAAGCUGAUGCGUUUAGAACUUGAUUGACCUGCUUCAGUUUGGGAAGUGGCGAAGGAUUAUUGCCAAAUUCAUAGUAAUUAAAUAAAAUCAUGAGAAAAUC
Messenger RNA from Amblyraja radiata (thorny skate), 1164 nucleotides. RefSeq names its product prostaglandin E synthase 3 like (gene ptges3l). The record is from RefSeq and is a predicted model, not a curated record. The coding region runs from base 249 to 698 and encodes 149 amino acids. Gene Ontology annotation, molecular function: protein-folding chaperone binding; Hsp90 protein binding. Gene Ontology annotation, biological process: chaperone-mediated protein complex assembly; protein folding. Lineage: Eukaryota; Metazoa; Chordata; Chondrichthyes; Rajiformes; Rajidae. The transcript has 8 exons. Gene Ontology annotation, cellular component: cytosol; nucleus.